Molecule: messenger RNA, 1947 nt
Organism: Beta vulgaris subsp. vulgaris (sugar beet)
Lineage: Eukaryota; Viridiplantae; Streptophyta; Magnoliopsida; Caryophyllales; Amaranthaceae
Product: tryptophan synthase beta chain 1
Exons: 5
Coding region: 101-1531 (476 amino acids)
Biological process (GO): L-tryptophan biosynthetic process
Cellular component (GO): cytoplasm
Molecular function (GO): tryptophan synthase activity
Source: RefSeq, a predicted model, not a curated record
GCAAAUAUCUACCAACAUUUCUUAUUCAACAAAGUUACUCGCAUAUCAGUCAAGAAUAAUAUAUAAUUUUUCUCUCCUUAGAUAAUAUCUGUUCUCUAAAAUGAGUUCAACCUGCAACCUUCAGUCUAAUUUUCUAUUGUCACAAAGAAACUUGUGGAAUAAUAUUGAAGGAAGGGGAAGGAAAUUAGGUACAAAUAAUAUUAUGUUUAAGUUCUCCAAACAAAAAACUCCUUCCUCCUCAGCUUCUUGUUCCUUAUCCUACAAGAGCAAUAUUAGUUAUAGUAGUAGUGGAAAAUUUGGAGAAUUUGGCGGCAAAUUUGUGCCUGAACUGUUAAUGACUUGCUUGGAUGACCUUGAACAUGAAUUUUACAAGGCCCUUAAUGAUGUCAAGUUUCAGGAAGAGUUAGGGACAUCUCUAACAGACUAUGUAGGAAGAGAAACACCCUUAUACUACGCAGAAAGGCUAACGAAACACCACAAAGGUAAAGAUGGGUGUGGGCCGGAGAUAUACCUAAAGAGGGAGGAUCUCAACCAUGGAGGUGCUCACAAGAUAAACAAUGCCCUUGGACAAGCCAUGCUCGCCAAACGAAUGGGGCGUAUGAGCAUUGUGACUGCCACAGGUGCCGGCCAACAUGGGGUCGCCACUGCUGCGGUGUGCGCCAAGCUUGGUCUCUCUUGUAUUGUUUUCAUGGGUAACCUGGAUAUACAAAGGCAACCAUCUAAUGUUCGGCUCAUGAAGCUACUAGGGGCACAAGUAAAAUCGGUGGAUGGAAAUUACAAAGACGCAAGUUCGGAAGCAGUCCGAGAAUGGGUGUCAAACUUGGAGACUAGCUAUCACUUGCCAGGUUCGGUUAUCGGCCCCCACCCGUGCCCGACGAUGGUCCGAGAGUUCCAAUCAGUAAUAGGGAAGGAAGUGAGAAAACAAGCCAUGGAGAAGUGGGGUGGAAAACCGGAUGUUCUGGUGGCAUGUGUAGGUGGUGGGUCAAAUGCAAUGGGUUUGUUCCAUGAAUUCAUACAAGACGAGGAUGUGAAGUUGGUUGGGGUUGAAGCUGCUGGAUAUGGACUAGAAAGUGGAAGGCAUUCAGCUACCUUAUCUAAAGGAAUCGUUGGUGUUUAUCAUGGAACUAUGAGCUACUUAUUACAAGAUGAUGAAGGUCAAAUUAUUGGUCCAUAUUCAAUCGGAGUAGGGUUAGAGUGUCCAGGAGUUGGACCAGAACUCAGCUACUUGAAGGAUAAUGGACGUGCGAAAUUCCAUGCAAUCACAGAUGAAGAGGCCCUACAUGCAUACAAGAGGUUAUGUAGACUAGAAGGAAUUUUUCCGGCCCUUGAAGCCUCACACGCAUUGGCUUUCCUAGAAAAACUCUGCCCAACUCUACCUGAUGGAAGCAAGGUCGUGGUCAGCUGCAGUGGACGCGGUGACAAGGAUGCUGCCACCGUUCAGAAGUUUGACAAUCUGCACGCAAUUACUGCUCUGAUGGCCAAAAGCAACUCAUCAAACACCUCUAAAGAUCUCUUUGAUUCAGAAGUUUGACAAUCUGCACGCAAUUACUGCUCUGAUGGCCAAAAGCAACUCAUCAAACACCUCUAAAGAUCUCUUUGAUUAUGAUACAACUUGAUUUAGUCAUACUAUAUCUUUUGCCAUCUCACUCUUGCCUGCUAAUUAUCCGUGAUAUUCUCCAUAAUUCUAGUCUCAUCAUCUCUUCAAUAAUCUCUCCCGUGUACACUUAGGAAUGUAUCUCUAUAUAUUGAUGUAAUACUGUCAAUAAACAUAUACAAUUAUUCAAACUUCAUAGUCUCCCUAAACAGUGUACAGUGACUGCAGUAAUGAUUCACCUGAAGAAAAUAAAGCUACUGAGUACAACGGCAUUACACAAGAAGAAACCUAUGCAUGUAACUAGUAUGUAGUGCUUAUGUAAUGAGAAGAGGAUAUGUGCAUUUUGCCAGUAA